Molecule: messenger RNA, 1113 nt
Organism: Trametes versicolor FP-101664 SS1
Lineage: Eukaryota; Fungi; Basidiomycota; Agaricomycetes; Polyporales; Polyporaceae
Product: alpha/beta-hydrolase
Exons: 4
Coding region: 1-1113 (370 amino acids)
Source: RefSeq, a predicted model, not a curated record
AUGCGGUACAACAGAAUUCGGAAGAGCCCUCUACAUAUCCUCGCAGACUCUUUCAUCCCGGCCGGUAGCACCGACUAUACCACGGUCGUGAUCCUGCACGGGUACGCGUACCACAGCGGCAUAUUUGCGAAGCUCCUUCCCCUGGCGCCAGCUUAUAACGCACGCGUGAUGCUCGUGAACCGCCGCGACUAUCUCGGGAGCGCGCCGUUCACAGAGGCCGAGCUUGCGCUCCUACCAUCGCAGCCCCCCGGGCCAACAGACGACGCCGACGCGUUUGCGGCCGCCAGGGAGAAACUCCAGACUUUCAUGAAGGCGCAAGCGCGAGAGCUGUAUGACUUCCUGGAAAUACUGGUGGAAGGCGGGGACGUCCCGGCGGCGGAUCGCAUGAACAACACCGGCGGGAUCGUCGUGGCCGGAUGGUCUAUGGGCGCGGCGUGGAUGACGGCGCUCCUUGCGCACGCGCCCUCCUUUUACACGGGGGGUUUAAAUCUGGCCCGCUAUAUCCAACGCGUGGUCUUCCUCGACCCACCAUUCCGCCUCCUAGGCUACCCCAAUCCCGAGAAUAGGCUUUACAACCCGCUCUUCGACACCGAGCUUCUGCCCGAGGAGCGCGAAGAUGUGUUCGCAAAGUGGGUAAGCGGGUACUUCGCGCACGGGGACACGGUCGAGACGCUCGCGUUGAACACGCCCCUCCCGGAGCCGCCCUCAACGCUCUUGACGCUUACCGCGGAAGACGUUGAGCGCGUUCUGUGUCUCCCUCCGGGUGCUCCCGGUGGCUCGGAAGCGCUCCUGCUGCACGGGGGGAUCGCGGUCGGACUGUGGAAGGAUUUACGGGAAGCCGCGCUGGCCUUGCCAGACAACGCAAAAGGGGUGGGCAACGGCGACGCUUGGAGGGAGGUGGAGGUGUGCAACGUGACGUGCGAACAGUCGGUGUGUGAUUGUCUAUUCGCGCGGAUGUGCCUGAGAGAAGAAGUGGAGGCGGCGAAGGCCAAGGGCUGCCCGACGAGGGACGUGCGGUUUGUGCUAAUCAAGGGCGCGAAUCACUUCGUGCAGUGGGAUCAGCCAGAGCUCGUUUUGCGCGCGUUGGUCGGAGACGAGGACGUGGUCGAGUGA